Psilocybe cubensis is the source of this 948-nucleotide messenger RNA. RefSeq lists its product as uncharacterized. NCBI's taxonomy places the organism in Eukaryota, Fungi, Basidiomycota, Agaricomycetes, Agaricales, Agrocybaceae. The record is from RefSeq and is a predicted model, not a curated record. The coding region runs from base 1 to 948 and encodes 315 amino acids. The transcript is spliced from 3 exons.
AUGGUUCAAGCUGUGUCCGCCUUCUUAGACUUUUGUUACCUUGUACGACGCAAUGUUAUCGAUGACAGUGCUCUUGAUCAAAUUGAGGCUGCUCUAUCACUCUUUCACCGCCAUCGUGAAAUUUUUCGAGAUCUGAACGUGCGACCUGAGGGAUUUUCACUCCCGCGCCAGCAUUCACUUACUCAUUAUCCUACGUUGAUUCGCCUUUUUGGAGCACCAAAUGGACUUUGUUCUUCAAUCACAGAAAAUAAGCACAUAAAGGCUGUCAAAAAGCCUUAUCGACGGUCUAGUCGCUACAAGGCACUUGGCCAAAUGCUUAUAACCAACCAACGGAUCGACAAACUUCGAGCGGCAAGAGUCUUCUUUACCAAACACAGUAUGCUAAAUGGCGGCCCAGGGUGUUACAUUCCCGAAAGCAUAUUGAAGAAUACAUCAAGUCCUUCUAAAACACUACCGGCGGGUCAAAGGGUUAGUGAAGAGUGUGGCGAGAUUUUUGAACCGGAAUCGCAAUCAGAGAUUACACUUGCAAAAUCUCAUGUACGUGGUGUUCCGCUAGCAAUUGAAGCGUUUGCAGUCCACGUCAGACAACCACGCCUUCAAGAACUCACUCGACACUUUCUUUAUGAUCAACUUGUUUCUGCAAAUGCCGACCUUCAGUUACAUAUCCCCUCCAACGAUACCCUUCCUAGUCUUGCCGGUUGCACUUUUCGACUAUUUACUUCUGCCCGAGCCGUCUACUUUGCACCAAGCGAUCUCUCUGGAUCAAAUGGUCUUUACUACGAAAUGAUUCGCUCAACACCGUCGUGGCACAACGGUCCUGCCAGACGUGACUGUGUGUUUAUUGGUAACUCAGACUCUGACGAGGAUGGGUUUGCUGGUUUGCAUGUGGCACGUAUCACCACGCACAUGAAAUCGCUUUUUAGAUACCAAGAAUACACUCGUUUUUGA